Molecule: messenger RNA, 2787 nt
Organism: Bolinopsis microptera
Lineage: Eukaryota; Metazoa; Ctenophora; Tentaculata; Lobata; Bolinopsidae
Product: liprin-beta-1-like
Exons: 17
Coding region: 72-1958 (628 amino acids)
Biological process (GO): neuromuscular junction development
Cellular component (GO): presynaptic active zone
Molecular function (GO): protein binding
Source: RefSeq, a predicted model, not a curated record
UUUAUAGGUCUCUCAUGUUUCAUGUUUUAUGAAAUUAACUAGCUGACUCUUGAAAAGGUUGAGAAGCUACUAUGCUUAGUUGUGAUCAGUUAACACAGGACGACCUUGUUGUUCUGCACAACAUCAUUCUACAGCAGCAGGAUGAGAUAAAUGCACUAAAGAAACAUGUUUCCUUCCUCCUUGAUGACCUUCAAGUUUGCGAACUCAACAAAAAAGGGGCUGCUUAUAACGAAAAGGCAAUAAUAGAACUAAAGUUGGAAGUAGAGAAACUUAGGAGAGAAAAGGCAAAGUUAAAGUUAGAAAAAGAGGGAACAUACAUAAACCCUGGACAAAGAAAGAUCACACCUACCACCCAGUACACGUCCCAGCAGUCUCUAAUGUCUAGUACCAAGCCAGUAACACCCAGCAUUAGGACCAGUCCUCAUUUAGUGGAGAGAAGAAAUACUGGCGGUAACAGAGACGUCACUAAGGUGAAGACGUUAGAUGACCGCGACAUGAGAAAUUUUAUAAACCCUGCAUCCCCUACCGGCACACUGAACAGAGCAGCCACGUUGCAACGCCCCCCCACCAGCAACACUCCUGUCAGUAACGCUACCAGCACUCCCAACUCUCUUCAAAUUAGACAGAGAAACAAGGGGUUGUUUGCGUCAAUGAGCCGCGCAAUGCACAAAGUCAGACGUAACCGGGGCAACAAGAAGUCAAUAUCAGACCCUAACCUAUCAGCUCUGGAGACUGGAUCAGAGUUCAGUAAGGAUGGUACCCUCCGGGGCAGCUGGUUGAAGAAUAUAUUCGGGACUAAUACUGUUCGUUAUGGGAGAACACCCUCAACGGACGGAUCAAGACAAGGGGACUACACAUUACUACAGUUAGAUAAAUCACGUACCAUGUACCCGUGUAUGCUGGGUAUUAAUACUCUCGAGGAAGUCGUCACCGCUGAAGAUUUACAAGAAGUCGACUUUGCCAACUGGGAAACGUGGAAAUUACACCAAUGGAUGGACACUCAAGGUUUGGGGAUAUUCGGACAGAAGUUGCCAGCAGGUUGGACGGGUGCCAACAUACUGAAACUGGACAUAGCAGGACUGGAGCAGUUGGGUAUCAAACACCCACUUCACGUCAAGAAACUUGUUCUUGCUUUAAGGAACGCCGGCCAAGAAGACACGCCUGGCAGUCUACACUGUGACACGUGGGUGCUACCCUGGUUAACUGAGAUAGGGUUACCCCAACAUGUUCCUGCUUUCAGAGAGGCUAUGGUCGACGGGCGAGUGUUGAACUGGUUGACGUAUGAAGAUUUAAGAGUUCUAAAAGUGAGACUGAGACUACACGCUGUCAGCAUUAUGAGGGCUAUAGAACUUCUUAGGGAGUGUAAUUUCGACCCAAACUACCUGAACAGUUCCCGUAUCGACAACACAACCCGCCCAGCAGAGGUCAUGUACUGGACCCACCAGAAUGUGAAACAGUGGCUGAGUUCUAAUUACUUUGCGGAGUACACGCCCGCUCUGAAGGAGUCAGGGAUACACGGAGCACUGAUUAUAAAAGAACCUCUGAUAACGUCAGCAUUCCUUCUGAAGCUCCUAAAAAUACCCCAUUCUGAAGUGACCGGGCAAAUGUUCGAGACUAUAUUUAACAAACUUGUUGGACCACACGUCUUAUUGGAGAAGAGAUUAGCUGAAACGGACAAAAAUGUGAAACCUCUAUCUACUCAGACUAAACUUUCGAAGAGUUUCAAAGGACGUAGAUCGCUGCAGAACUCGCUCAGCAGAAGGAAAAGAAAAGAGAGUUCCGACGAGUGGUUAACUUAUGUGGUGCCGUUUUCAGAAGAACCAGAGGUGCCCACUAUUGAACUGUCCUACGAGACUAAGGAAGAGAUUAGCGGUAUUCAACGGGAAGUUCAGAACCUCACGGUUCUACUGAGCGGUAACGAAGAAGAAGAUGAAGAGGAUCCUCUGUCAAAACAGUAAAAACUUUCCGCAACCAAACACACAAUUCUUAACCAUCCUACAAGAUUGUACUGAUGAUUGCUAGAACGUGACAUGAUGAAAACACACUUUGAAAGUACCAGUUUACGUUAGAAUUUUUCAUUAUCAUUACAUACAAACGGACGUUCAGACGCAAAAAUCAACAUCGGUGUAAUAUUUUCAUCAUUUUUAUUUUAUAUUGGAUUGAUCUAUUUUGUUUUAAACCGUGUGGUUUUAUGUAGUUACAAGGAAAGCUUUUUAUUUCAUAUUUUCAAUAAGGUUUUUUUUUGUUCAAAAAAUCAUAGUUUUAAAUAUUUUUCAAAACUUUAACAGAGUUUUAUUCAAAUAUUAAAUGUUAGAAUCUCCCAAAUAGUUUUGGGAUGAUUUAUAGCUUUUACAUCUAUUGAAAUUCAAAGUGCUUAAUGACUAAAUUGUACGUUUAACACAGAAGAAUUUCUGUACAAUCUUUUGCUGUGAUUUGAAGUUUAAACUACAAGACGGAAUAAUUUAUCAUUAUGCUUAGUUGAACACAGAAGAAUUUCUGUACAAUCUUUUGCUGUGAUUUGAAGUUUAAACUGCAAGACGGAAUAAUCUAUCAUUAUGCUUGCACAUUUUGCCGUUCUUCUUGAUGCUCCAGGACGCUACUUAUAUGGACAAUUUAACCAUUCAUGAUAGAGUAUACUGUUUCAUUAAAUUUGAACCUUAGAAUUUUUAAUAUCGAGCUUGUGAAUAUUGUAAAUGGAGGUACUGUCUUUUUAUAUGGUUUGACAAACCUAAGAUUUACAGACGUUUACCAUUAUUAAGUUUGAUAAUACACUGAGAUUACAUAAAA